Macadamia integrifolia is the source of this 908-nucleotide messenger RNA. RefSeq lists its product as uncharacterized. The record is from RefSeq and is a predicted model, not a curated record. The transcript is spliced from 4 exons. The coding region runs from base 298 to 732 and encodes 144 amino acids. NCBI's taxonomy places the organism in Eukaryota, Viridiplantae, Streptophyta, Magnoliopsida, Proteales, Proteaceae.
GACUAGCUACCCAGCAUGAUUCCCAACGAAUCUAGAUGGCCUUAUAAAAGUUCCCCUGCAAUUUCAUGGCCAUGCUCACGUAUUCCAAAGAUCCAAAACAAUUCAUGCAUGAGACUUGUUACAAUUAUUAUUUUUCUUUUCGUACAAAAUUUCCAUUGAAGAAUCCACUUCAGUGGGCAUAAAAAAACUUCCCAACAUAGAAUCUCCUCCUUGGAAAUGUAGUAAUCAUUCACCUAUAAAUUCCAGAGCUUCUCUAGUAAUUGAAGCCUGAAACCCAGAUAGAAGAGAGGAAGAAAAAUGGCAGCAGCAGAAGGAGCAUGUCUUCAUCAUAUUGCCAGGGAAACAUUAGAUGUAAAACGCCUGGCUAAGUUCUAUCAGGAGAUCUUAGGAUUUGAGGUGAUAAAAAGCCCUAACUUGGGACAGUAUGAGGUGAUCUGGCUGAGUCUUCCUCCUGUUUUCUCUAUGCACAUAAUACAGAGGAACCCAGAGACGAAGCUCCCACAAGGACCUUGGAGCUCCUCGGCGGCGGUCGCUGACCCUAAAAAACUGCCAAGAGGGCAUCAUAUUUCUUUUGCUGUCUCCAACUAUGAUUCCUUUGUUCAAACACUCAAGGAAAAAGGAAUUGAAGUCCAUGAACAGACCCAGCCCAACGGGAAAACAAAGCAAGUGUUCUUUUUUGACCCGGAUGGUAAUGGCCUGGAAGUUGCAAACUGGUUGCCGCCACAAAAAUGAGAGCUGAAGGACGUGUAGAUGAAAGUAUGACUGUCUAUGUAACGAAACUGGUUGUAAUAACUAGGUAUACACUUGUGAAGAUGAAAGUACGUUUAAGUAUAGACAAACUGGUUGUAAUAGGCUUUCCUAUUUGAAUUGUGAAUUAAUAUAUACUUUUUAGUGACUUUUGAUCUGCA